Myotis myotis is the source of this 3088-nucleotide messenger RNA. Its product is annotated as protocadherin-11 X-linked. Gene Ontology annotation, molecular function: calcium ion binding. Gene Ontology annotation, cellular component: plasma membrane. Lineage: Eukaryota; Metazoa; Chordata; Mammalia; Chiroptera; Vespertilionidae. The transcript is spliced from 2 exons. Gene Ontology annotation, biological process: homophilic cell-cell adhesion. The record is from RefSeq and is a predicted model, not a curated record. Bases 26 to 3088 code for a protein of 1020 amino acids.
ACGAACUUUGAGCCUUGUACCUGGUAUGGACUUGUUGUCCGGGACGUAUAUAUUUGCGGUCCUGUUAGCAUGCGUCGUGUUUCAGUCUGGCGCCCAGGAGAAAAACUAUUCCAUUCGAGAAGAAAUGCCAGAAAACGUCCUGAUAGGCGACUUGUUGAAAGACCUCAACCUGUCCUUAAUUCGACACAAGUCCUUAAAAAUUCCCAUGAAGUUCAAGCUAGUGUACAAGACUGGGGAAGUGCCACUGAUCCGAAUCGAAGAAGGUACUGGUGAGAUCUUCACUACUGGAGCCCGCAUUGAUCGUGAGAAAUUAUGUACUGGUAUCUUGCUGGAUGGCCGUUGCUUUUAUGAAGUGGAAGUUGCCGUUUUGCCAGAUGAAAUAUUUAGACUGGUUAAGAUACGUUUUCUGAUAGAAGAUAUAAAUGAUAAUGCACCAUUAUUCCCAGCAACCGUUAUCAACAUAUCAAUUCCAGAGAACUCAGCUAUAAACUCUCGAUUUGCUCUCCCAGCGGCCAUUGAUCCUGACAUAGGAAUAAAUGGAGUGCAAAACUACCAACUCAUUAAGGGUCAAAAUGUUUUUGGGCUCGAUGUCAUUGAAACGCCAGAAGGAGACAAGAUGCCACAACUGAUUGUUCAGAAGGAGUUAGAUAGGGAAGAGAAGGAUACAUAUGUAAUGAAAGUAAAGGUUGAAGAUGGUGGCUUUCCUCAAAAAUCCAGUACUGCCAUUUUGCAAAUAAGUAUUGCUGAUAUAAAUGAUAACCAUCCAGUUUUUACGGAGAGUGAAAUUGAAGUCAGUAUACCAGAAAAUGCUCCUGUAGGUACUUCAGUGACACAGCUCCAUGCCACAGAUGCCGACAUAGGUGAAAAUGCCAAAAUUCACUUCUAUUUCAGCAAUCUAGUUUCCAACAUAGCCAAGAGGCUAUUUCACCUCAACUCCUCCACCGGACUUAUCACAAUCAAAGAACCACUGGAUAGGGAAGAAUCACCAAACCACAAGUUACUGGUUUUGGCAAGUGAUGGUGGGUUGAUGCCAGCAAGAGCAAUGGUGCUAGUAAAUGUUACAGAUAUCAAUGAUAAUGUCCCAUCAAUCGAUAUAAGAUACAUCAUCAAUCCAAUCAAUGGCACUGUGGUUCUUUCAGAAAAUGCUUCACUCAACACCAAAAUUGCUCUCAUAACUGUGACAGAUAAAGAUGCUGACCAUAAUGGUAGGGUGACAUGCUUUACAGAUCAUGAUGUCCCUUUCCGAUUAAGGCCAGUAUUUAGUAAUCAGUUCCUCCUGGAGACGGCUGCAUUUCUUGACUAUGAGUCCACCAAAGAAUAUGCCAUUAAAUUACUGGCCGCAGAUGCUGGCAAACCUCCAUUGAAUCAGUCAUCCAUGCUCCUUAUCAAAAUAAAAGAUGAAAAUGACAAUGCUCCCGUUUUUACCCAGUCUUUCAUAAGUACUUCUGUUCCUGAGAAUAACUCUCCUGGCUCCCAGUUGACAAAAAUAAGUGCGACGGAUGCAGACACUGGACGUAAUGCUGAAAUCACUUACCUGUUAGGCGAUGAUGCUCCAUCUGAAUUCAACCUGGAUCAGCGUACAGGCAUUCUGACUGCAAUGAAGAAACUGGAUAGAGAAAAACAGGAAAAGUAUUACUUUACAGUUCUGGCAAAAGAUAACGGGAUCCCACCCUUAAUAACUAAUGUCACAGUCUUAGUGACAGUUCUUGAUCAAAAUGACAACAGUCCAAUUUUCACACACAAUGAAUACAAUUUCUAUGUCCCAGAAAACCUUUCUAGACAUGGCACAGUAGGACUAAUCACUGUAACUGAUCCUGAUUAUGGAGAAAAUUCUGCAGUUACUCUCUCCAUUUUAGAUGUGAAUGAUGACUUCACUAUUGAUUCACAGACUGGUGUCAUUCGACCAAAUAUUUCAUUUGACAGAGAAAAACAAGAGUCUUAUACUUUCUAUGUACAGGCUGAGGAUGGUGGUAGGGUAUCACGUUCUUCAACUGCCAAAGUGACCAUAAAUGUGGUUGAUGUCAAUGACAACAAGCCAGUUUUUCUUGUCCCUUCUUCCAACUACUCCUAUGAAUUGGUUCUACCAUCCACUGAUCCGGGCACAGUGGUCUUCACAGUAGUUGCUAUUGACAAUGACACUGGCAUGAAUGCAGAGCUUCAGUACAGCAUUGUAGGAGGAAACACAAGAGGUCUGUUUAUAAUCAACCAAACAACAGGCAACAUUACAAUGAAGGAGAAAUGUGUUUUAGCAGACCUUGGUUUACACAGACUGGUAGUCCAAGCUAACGACUUAGGGCAACCUGAUUCUCUCUUCAGUGUUGUAAGAGUUAAUCUAUUUGUGAAUGAGUCAGUAACUAAUGCUACACUGAUUCAUGAAUUGGUGCACAGAAACACUGAAACAUCAGUAACCCAAAAUAUUGAGACAACUGAUGCAUCCUCCCCAACCACUGACUAUGUCAAGAUCAUGGUUGCCAUUGUUGCUGGCACCAUAACUGUCAUCCUUGUUAUUUUCAUCACUGCUGUCAUAAGAUGCUGCCAAUCACCACACCUUAAGGCUGCUCAGAAAAACAAGCAGAAUUCUGAAUGGGUUACUCCAAACCCAGAAAAUCGGCAGAUGAUAAUGAUGAAAAAAAAGAAGAAGAAGAAGAAGAAGAAGAAGCAUGCCCCUAAGAACUUGCUGCUUAACUUUGUCACUAUUGAGGAAACUAAGGCAGAUGAUGCUGACAAUGAUGGAAAGAGCAUCACACUAGACCUUCCCAUUGAGCUGGAAGAGCAAACCAUGUGCAAGUACAACUGGGGCACUACACCUACUACUUUCAAGCCUGACAGCCCUGAUUUGGCCAGGCACUACAAAUCUGCAUCCCCACAGCCUGCUUUCCAGAUCCAACCGGAAACUCCCCUGAAUUCAAAGCACCACAUCAUCCAGGAACUGCCUCUUGAUAAUACCUUUGUGGCCUGUGAUUCCAUCUCCAAAUGUUCCUCCAGCAGUUCUGAUCCCUACAGUGUUUCUGAGUACAGCUAUCCGGUGACAACUUUCAAGACCCCUGUGUCUGUACACACCAGAUUGGUAGGUAUUCACAGUUUCUAA